CUCCCGCUCUCUUUCCUCUCGCCGUCGCCGUCUCCGUCUCGUUUCUUCUCCUUGGGCAAAAGGCAGGCUACCCUUUUUCUGUGUCUCCCCUCCGUUUCCCACCCCGAAACCUGAUCGCCGAGGACCACCGCGGGAGUUCCUCUCCACCCGUUCUCCUCGCGCUCCGUCGCACAAGUACUCAUGAAGAAUCAAGAGGCCUUCAAGUCGGGAAAUCUGAUUUUAGACAAUGAUUCGUUAUUAUCAGAUUGUAACAUUGACGCAGGCAAUAGCGUUGACAAUGAUACAUCCUUGCGUGAGGAGCUUCUCCUUGAGGAGAUGGAGUCUUAUUGGGAUGACCUCAACUCCCGUCUUACUGUCUCAAGAAUGGUAAGUGACUCUGUCAUCAAAGGGAUAGUAAAUGCAAUAGAACUGGAGGCAUCUGAGAAAGUUGAUACAAAGGAAGCAGAGAUAUCAGCUUUGAAAAAGAGGUUGCAGUUUUAUGAGUCUGUUAUGGCUGAUGAGAACAGGAUAGAUGCGACCUCAACAAAGAUGUUAGAAUCCCAAAGGGAAAAAUCAGGCUUGUUUUUUCACUCUUUGGAUCAAGAUGUGGUGAGCAAUUGUGUUCAACAUCUCAGUCAAUUAAAGGUGGCUGCACAAGAUUAUCUUAAAAGGCCUAAGAAAGAAACUAGUAAUCUAAGGGGUGGCCAUCCUUUAUUAAAAGCUAAAGUGUGUCCUGUGUAUAAGGAGUUCUGCAGCAUUCUUGCUCAGAAGUUGAAUGUUAUAGAUGGAUCUGCUGAUGAACUGGAAGCAGUACUCAUGGCAACACAGCAGGAAAUUUAUGAUGCAUGCUUCUCGUCCGAGUAUUUAGUAAAUGAGCAAUUGUGGGAACACAGGUUUCAACAAGAAGUCAUUAGCAUUAUGGUUCAGAAUCUAGUAAGGGAAGAUCAAGAUGAUAUUGAAGCAAAGAUAAGUAAACAAAAGAUUCUUGUAGACACAUUUACCAAGAACUGGCAGAAAAACAUUAAUGAUCUCUCCACCAUGCACCAAGAGCUUCAUGAUAUUUCUGCAUCAUUACUGACCUCAGAGUCAGGGUUAGCAUUCUCACGUCAUAGCCCUGAAGAUGCUGUGAAAUUGACAACUACUGACACCUCACAUUUAAAUCAUAUGACAAAGGCUGAACUGAUAACCAAUUAUAUAACUCAAAUGGCCAAUAUGAAGAGACAAUAUGACUUAGCUUUGCAAGAGAAGACAGAGGAAUUGUACAUCCUCAAGCGUGAAUUCCUUAAGGAAAAGGGAUGUAAUGCUCUACAAUAUAGAAGAGACAAGGAAGGUGAACUGUUAAGGAAGAAAAUUAUUGGGUUUAUCUCAAUGCUGGAUAAUAUUCUCUUAGAGAAUGAAAAAUUGUCUGUUGUCCAAAGUCAGCAGAACAUGUUACAUAAUCUGAGUCAGAGGAUCGGUGUCCUGCUACUUGAAAACCAGCAGCUAAAAUAUUUGUUAGUAGAAAAGCGAAUGGAAGUCAUUCAUGUUGCUGCACUGGUUUCAAAUGUCAUAAACCGAUCAGCAAAUUGUUCAGAAGUAGAGGAAGACCUCUUGGAGCAUCAUAAGGAGUUCAAGUCGGAUGCAGAAGAUAGGAUAACAGAAACCAUGAUCAGAGACAAAAUAGAGAAGAUUCUUCUAAGAGAAUUAGUUGAUGAACUUGAAAUUGGCAUCAAAUACUUAGAUUUGGAGUGCAAGAUGUCACAGGAUAUCAGUUUCACUUUGUGUAGGGAAUAUUUAGAAGAUGUCGUUUCUAGCAUUAAUUCCUUUGUCGAGAAACAUUACAGAGAGAAGGAUUCCUUUACAACAUUAGUUGUGGAAAAGGAGAUGGCACUAUCUUUGCUGAUGGAAGAAAACGAGAAGUUGAAGCAGGAAAAAGACUUGCUAUUGACAUUAAUUAAUGAAAAAGAGAAAUUAUUAUUUGAGACUGAGGUUAAGGCAAUGAAGCAAAAGGAGUACCAUGACAAUGUGUGCCAUGAGCUUAAUAUGCUGAGAGAACAGCUGGGAAAUCAAUCACUUCAUAUUUCAGAUUGUAAGAAAGACAAUGAUUCAAUGAAAGAAAAAUUGGCUGAGAUGUUGAAGCAAGUUCCACAAUAUGAAGCUGAGUUACGAAAAAUAAACCAAAAAUAUAAAGUUGCAUUGGAUUCUCUGGAGAAACUAGAAAAACAAAAGAACUUUCUUCAUGAACUUGUCGAAGAAAAGCAAAUGAAACUAGAAUUAGCUGUUGCUAGAGAAGAGGAGCAUUCAAAAUUUAUGACAACUGUACUUAGUUCCAUCAAGGAGUUAUCAGAAACCAUUUUGCAAUCUGAAUGCAGUUUGACUAACAAGCUUGGAACUCAUGAAUCAAGGUUAGAAUUUCUUGGCCAUCAAUUCAUUGGCCUUUUUCAACAGGCUAACUACCUUAAGAGAGAGGUUUGUUGGUAUAAGCAAGGAUUUGAAAGAAGAUGUGCUGACCUUCAGAAGGCUGAACAUGAGGUUGAUCUGUUAGGUGAUGAGGUUGAUGUUCUCUUACAUCUUCUUGAGAAGAUACACGUAGCGCUUGAACAUUACUCUCCAGUUUUACAACACUAUCCUGGAGUUGUGGAGAUUUUGAGAUUGAUUAAAAGAGAAAUAAAAAGCAAUACUAUUUGAUUGACUUGACAAUUACCUUACUUUUGUUGAUGCUUGCGCCAUAUGGACUCCGAGCCAUUGGAAAAGCUGUAGAAAUUUUGACUAUGAGUUCUGAAGCCAGUCUACAGUGACUCUUCAGAUAAGUGACAGCCAGACUUGUUUGUGAUGCCGGAAUAUUCAGAAAGUUACAUGUAUGACUGAUACAAGUAUGACUGAUAAGAUGUAUGCCGGAA
Musa acuminata AAA Group (dessert banana) is the source of this 2858-nucleotide messenger RNA. RefSeq names its product WPP domain-associated protein-like. The transcript has 6 exons. The record is from RefSeq and is a predicted model, not a curated record. Lineage: Eukaryota; Viridiplantae; Streptophyta; Magnoliopsida; Zingiberales; Musaceae. Bases 181 to 2646 code for a protein of 821 amino acids.